Molecule: messenger RNA, 1744 nt
Organism: Hipposideros armiger (great roundleaf bat)
Lineage: Eukaryota; Metazoa; Chordata; Mammalia; Chiroptera; Hipposideridae
Gene: RNF113A
Product: ring finger protein 113A
Exons: 3
Coding region: 138-1166 (342 amino acids)
Biological process (GO): snoRNA splicing
Cellular component (GO): U2-type spliceosomal complex
Molecular function (GO): metal ion binding
Source: RefSeq, a predicted model, not a curated record
AUCCCCAUACUCCCUCAGUUCUCUUUCCGUAGCCCAUUUUUGUCCUGACUUUCCGCCGAGAGCGCUACGUGCACUGACGUGAAAAGACCCCGCGCAACCCGGAACACCGCAGCCGUUUCGGAGCUCGGGACUAGAAAAUGGCAGAGCAACUUUCUCCAGGAAAGGCGACCGACCAGGUGUGCACCUUCCUGUUCAAAAAGCCUGGGCAAAAAGGGGCUGCAGGCCGCAGGAAGCGCCCGGUCUGCGAUCAAGAGCCCGGAGACAGCAGCAGCAGUGACGAAGGCAGCACGGUGGUUCGCCCAGAAAAGAAGCGAGCGACCCACAAUCCGAUGAUACAGAAGACCCGCAGCAGUGGUAAACAGAAAGCGGCUUACGGCGACUUGAGUAGCGAGGAGGAGGAGAAUGAGCCCGUGAGUCUCGGUGUGGUCUACAAGUCCACCCGCUCAGCGAAACCCGUGGGGCCAGAGGAUAUGGGGGCGACUGCUGUCUACGAGCUAGACACAGAAAAGGAACGUGACGCACAAGCCAUCUUUGAGCGCAGCCAGAAGAUCCAGGAGGAGCUGAGGGGCAAGGAGGAUGACAAGAUCUAUCGGGGAAUCAAUAACUACCAGAAAUACAUGAAGCCCAAGGAUACAUCAAUGGGCAAUGCUUCCUCCGGAAUGGUGCGGAAGGGCCCCAUCCGCGCUCCUGAGCAUCUGCGUGCCACCGUGCGCUGGGAUUACCAGCCUGACAUUUGUAAAGACUAUAAGGAGACCGGCUUUUGCGGCUUCGGAGACAGCUGCAAAUUCCUCCAUGAUCGUUCAGAUUACAAGCAUGGGUGGCAGAUCGAACGUGAGCUUGAUGAGGGUCGCUAUGGUGUCUAUGAGGACGAAAACUAUGAAGUAGGGAGCGACGAUGAGGAAAUACCAUUCAAGUGUUUGAUCUGUCGCGAGACCUUCCAAAACCCAGUUGUCACCAAGUGUAGGCAUUAUUUCUGCGAGAGCUGUGCGCUGCAGCAUUUCCGCACCACCCCGCGCUGCUAUGUCUGUGACCAGCAGACCAAUGGCGUCUUCAAUCCAGCGAAAGAAUUGAUUUCUAAACUGGAGAAGCAUCGAGCUGCAGAAGAGGGAAAAGUGACAGAGGAAAAGGCAGGUGGUGAAGUAGGGUCCUGCAUAGAAGGCUUAUAGAAGCAUCAAGCUUCUACCUAACAGAAUGAUGGAGAUGCCAUUAAGUGAGGCAAAGGAGACUGGAAAGAAGCUCAAAAGGACUUCAAUUUACACGUGCUACAUUUGAGAGCUCAUUAGAUCUCCAAGGGGAGCUGUAAAGGAGUCAUCUGGAUCUUUCUGUCUACAACACACAGCAGGUGUCAGAGUAGCAGCUGUCAGUGCAGAAGGGGCGUUUAAAGCCCUGAGAUGGGAUGAGAUUCUCGAGUGAGUACACACACAGAAGUGGUCCAAGGCCUGAGCCCUGUGACUCUCCAAAAUCCAGACUCUACAGCAUGAAGACAAGAGGAGCCAGCAGAACUAACUGACUAGCUAGUCAGAUGACAAGAAAACCGAUAGAGCUUGGUGUCCCACAAGUCAAGGGAAGCAAGAGUUGCAAAGAGAACAGAGUGAUUAACUACAUCGAAUGCUGCCAAGAGGCCCAGUAAGGUAAGGACUCACUCACCACUAGAUUUGACAGCAGGAAGGGAGGACACAGAAAACUGGAUAUCCACACGCAAAAUAAUGAAAUUGAAUGCUUAUCUCACACUAUACACAAAAAU